Molecule: messenger RNA, 1182 nt
Organism: Lytechinus variegatus (green sea urchin)
Lineage: Eukaryota; Metazoa; Echinodermata; Echinoidea; Temnopleuroida; Toxopneustidae
Exons: 1
Coding region: 1-1182 (393 amino acids)
Biological process (GO): deoxyribonucleotide biosynthetic process
Cellular component (GO): cytosol
Molecular function (GO): ribonucleoside-diphosphate reductase activity, thioredoxin disulfide as acceptor
Source: RefSeq, a predicted model, not a curated record
AUGGCUGGAACCGCCGAAGAAUACAUCGACUUAUCACAAACCAUGCUUCAUGUACUGCUAAAAAUUGUCAACCCAGACAACACAGCCCUCGCGGAAGAUGCACCAGUAGGACCCAUCAAUCUGCUGCUUCCUUCACUUUUCAGCCAGAUAGAUGUGAAACUGAAUGAGACUCUCGUUUCUCAACCAUCAAAUACAAACGCUUAUAGAGCUUACUUAGAUGUGUUAACCCACUAUGGACACGAUUCGAUGACAUCCCAGUUGACCCAGCAGUUAUUUUACAAGGACGAGGCUGGCUAUUUUGACGUAGUAAACCCCCUCCUACCUCAAGUGGAAGCGAACGCUGGUUUGAAAAAGAGACAGAAAUUUACGAGUCAGAGUAAAACUUUAUCACUACUGGGACCCUUGUAUGGAGACAUUUUUUUCCAAGAGCGGCUCAUGCUUCCAGGUGUGGACGUUAAAAUCAAGCUCAACCGAAACAAAGAUGGUUUUUGCCUGCUCACAUCGGACGCUACGUCCAAAUACAAGAUCAUGAUAGAGAAGGCUACCCUCUACGUCAGGAAGGUGAAAGUCAACCCGUCAGUGAUGCUGUCGCAUGCAAAAGGGCUAGAAAACACUCCUGCCAAGUAUCCAAUAAACAAAGUAGACGUGAAAUCCUUUACCAUUCCAGCCGGAAAUAUGUCCAUUAAUAAAGACAAUCUUUUUCUAGGACAGAUCCCUAACCGUAUCAUCAUAGGAUUUGUGGAUAAUGACUCUUUCAACGGGAGCUACAGAAAAAACCCUUAUAAUUUUAAGCAUUAUAAUUUAAACUACAUUUCAAUAACUGUGGAUGGAGAGCCCCUUCCCAUGAGGCCUCUGCGCCCUUGUUUCGAAGAGGGCGGGAACCAGAACUAUAUUGAAGCCUACAAUACCCUGUUUAUGGGAACCAGCCGCUUAUUCUCAGACCAUGGAAUAGCUAUAAAUAGGGAAGAAUAUGCCCAAGGAUACACACUUUACGCAUUUGAUCUCACCCCCGAUUUAAGUGAUGGCUGUCAUCUUAAUCUUGUCAAGGAAGGGAACGUACGUCUCGAAGCAGGUUUUGAUGCUGCGUUGCCCAACACAGUGAAUUGUAUCGUUUACUCUGAAUCACAAGGACUUAUCCAGAUUGAUAGGAGUAGAAAUGUCAUCUAUGAUUUCAAGGCUUAA